Lindgomyces ingoldianus is the source of this 1568-nucleotide messenger RNA. RefSeq names its product pyruvate dehydrogenase E1 component subunit beta. Gene Ontology annotation, molecular function: pyruvate dehydrogenase (acetyl-transferring) activity. NCBI's taxonomy places the organism in Eukaryota, Fungi, Ascomycota, Dothideomycetes, Pleosporales, Lindgomycetaceae. The transcript is spliced from 5 exons. Gene Ontology annotation, biological process: pyruvate decarboxylation to acetyl-CoA. Bases 114 to 1247 code for a protein of 377 amino acids. The record is from RefSeq and is a predicted model, not a curated record.
AACUCUUAGAGAAAUCUCAUCCAGCACCAUCACCUCCAUCUCUCCUUCACCGGCCAUUAUCCACCUUGUGGUUCUCCCUCCCCUCGACAUCUAUCCCCUACAUCUCCCUAGCAAUGACUGCUUCCAGGUUCUUUCGACCUGCUACUCGUGUGUUGUCAGCUUCGCGGCCAGCUCCCGCCCUCCGACCUACUUUCCGAACAACUGCUGCAAUUCCGUCAUUUGCGAGGAGUAGGGGAUAUGCCGCGGCCAGCAACGCCAAGGAGAUGACAGUGCGAGAUGCGCUGAACGAGGCCAUGGCCGAGGAGAUGGAGAUGAACGACAAGGUCUUCGUGCUGGGAGAGGAGGUCGCACAGUACAACGGAGCAUACAAGGUCACGAAAGGUUUGCUCGAUCGCUUUGGCGACAGGAGAGUCAUUGACAGUCCCAUUACCGAAUCCGGAUUUGCUGGUCUCACCGUUGGUGCUGCAUUGGCUGGACUGCACCCGAUUUGCGAGUUCAUGACGUUCAACUUCGCUAUGCAAGCAAUCGACCAGAUCAUCAACUCUGCGGCGAAGACUCACUACAUGUCUGGUGGUAUCCAACCCUGCAACAUCACUUUCCGUGGUCCGAAUGGUUUCGCCGCUGGCGUCGCUGCCCAGCACUCGCAGGAUUACACUGCGUGGUAUGGCAGCAUCCCCGGGCUUAAGGUGGUAUCUCCCUACAGCUCAGAAGAUGCGAAGGGAUUAAUGAAAGCCGCGAUUCGCGACCCCAAUCCUGUCGUCGUUUUGGAGAACGAACUACUAUACGGUCUUUCAUUUCCAAUGAGCGAAGCCGCUCAGAAGGAUGAUUUUGUUCUUCCUUUUGGCAAAGCCAAGAUUGAACGCCCUGGAAAAGACCUCACGAUAGUAACCCUAUCUCGCUGCGUCGGGCAAUCACUCGUUGCUGCCGAAGAAUUGAAGAGGCGGUACGGCGUUGAGGCUGAAGUUAUCAAUCUCCGAUCAAUAAAGCCCCUCGACGUCGGAGCCAUCGUCAAGUCGGUCAAGAAGACUGGCCACAUGAUGGCAGUCGAGUCGGGGUUUCCAUCCUUUGGAGUGGGUGCGGAGCUCAUAGCCCUCACCUGCGAGUACACCUUCGAUUACCUAGACGCUCCUCCUGUCCGUGUCACUGGUGCCGAGGUGCCGACGCCGUAUGCCCAGAAGCUCGAGGAAAUGUCGUUCCCCACUGAAGAGUUGAUAGUCAACUACGCCGCUAAGCUGCUACGGGUGUAGUUGCGGCUGGCGUUGUGGCUUGAAGAUUCAUGAAUUUCUGCUUCACCCACCCUUCUGAUUUACGCUAUCCUCUUUCUUUCAAGAUGGCUGCAUGCUUUGUGAGGGCCAUUGGGACAUUUGUAAUGCUUGACUAUGUAUCAAAAGCCGAGUUUCUCUGGUGUCAGCAGGAGCAUUUACAUGUACAUGUACUUCUAAUGCUUCAGUUUCCUAGGGUUGUUUCUUGGACGUCAUUAGAGCAGAGCGGGUCAAUAAUUCGGUUUCAAAUUUUGCAUAUGACUGAUAUCAAGAUUUGCAGAGUGAGGUUCAUCACCGAUCAAUUCC